Molecule: messenger RNA, 3718 nt
Organism: Orussus abietinus
Lineage: Eukaryota; Metazoa; Arthropoda; Insecta; Hymenoptera; Orussidae
Product: atrial natriuretic peptide receptor 1
Exons: 19
Coding region: 212-3685 (1157 amino acids)
Biological process (GO): intracellular signal transduction; cGMP biosynthetic process; receptor guanylyl cyclase signaling pathway
Cellular component (GO): membrane
Molecular function (GO): protein kinase activity; peptide receptor activity; ATP binding
Source: RefSeq, a predicted model, not a curated record
GCUGGAGCAACCCCCUAUAUAAGGGUGUAUCUUGCCGCGCGCAACUCCAGACCCAUUCCGCUGCUCGGUUCGAAACGAUAAGCGGUGCUUUUUCCACCAUGACCUCGGUACCUUGAUCCUAAAAUUCGGUGAUACGAUCAUUCAGCGUGCCGAGGAAAAAUCCUGGAAUUUCAUUCGGGCAGUUUCUCUUGAAAAGUGAGAAGAAAUAAAAAUGUGGUCCACUGCGGCGACCCUGUUGCUCGCUGUGGCCGCGUACAAAGUCGAUCUCUUUAAGCACGCGACGUCAGCAUACGAGACUCAUAUGAGAGUUUACAACGUGGGGGUGUUGAUGGCAUCGCACUUGGACAGUCCUUUCGACCUGGAAAGAUGUGGACCAGCCGUGGAUCUUGCUCUUGCCGAAGUUAACGAGUUCCUGGCGGUGCACAACGUCCAACUUCAUAAAGUUCAGGGCAGCUACCCGUCCUGUAGUGGCGCCAGAGCUCCAGGGUUGGCAGCGGACAUGCAUUUUCGCGACAACGUUAUCGCCUUUAUCGGUCCCGCCUGCGCUUUUGCAUUGGAACCUGUUGCAAGACUGGCAGCAUAUUGGAACAGUCCCAUAAUUACUGGAAUGGGAGACCAGCCUCCCUCGGAGGGAGAACUAUCCGUGACGUCCGGCAUCCUCGGAAGACUUCACAAGUGGAGGAACGAGUCAUCGGGCAUCUUCAAGGAUAAAAGCAAGUACCCGACCUUGACGAGGAUGUCGUAUUGCCAGUGUCGUCUGAGACUGGUCUUCUCCAGCGUCUUCAAGGAGUUUGGCUGGUCCCACGUGGCGCUCAUCCUGGACAGAUCCGACCUCUUCUCCCUGACGGUCGGAAAAAAUCUGGAAUACGGCUUGAGAAAGGAAGGCCUGCUGAAAUUCGUCAGGGAACUCGACGGUAACUCCGAGGAGGAGCCUUACCACCUGUACCUGAGGGACGCGAGCAUGUACGCCAGAGUGGUGAUUUUGAGCGUCCGAGGGACCCUCGUCAGAAGGUUCAUGCUAGCGGCUCAUGCUCUGGGGAUGACCAGGGGCAACUGGGCCUUCCUCGACGUCGAGAUCUUCCAGGGCUCUUAUUGGGGGGACCACGACUGGGAGGUCGGGGACGAAGAGGACGCGGUUGCUAGGAAAGCGUACGAAGCUCUCUUAAGGGUCUCCCUUCUACAGCCUACGAGCCCUAGGUUCCAGGAUUUCGCGGACGAUGUCAGACUGCGAGCCCAAACCGACUACAAUUACACGUUUUCCGAGGGCGAAGAGGUGAACUUCUUUGUUGGAGCCUUUUACGACGGAGUCUAUUUGCUGGGGAUCGCCCUGAACGAGACCCUGACGGAGGGUGGCGACAUAAGGGACGGCAUCGCCAUUACCAGGAGGAUGUGGGACCGAGAUUUCAUCGGAAUUACUGGACACGUCAGGAUCGACGAUAACGGGGAUCGAGAUGCCGAUUAUAGCAUCCUGGAUCUGGACCCCAUCACGGGCAGGUUCGAGGUGGUGGCUCAUUAUUUAGGGCUGAAUAGGGAAUACAGUCCUGUGCCAGGGAAGAAGAUCCACUGGCCUGGAGGUCGAGAAGGCCCUCCACCGGAUGUUCCCGAAUGUGGGUUCUUGGGAAACGAUCCGGCAUGCUCUUCGAGGUCGGAAGCCUACACUUUCGUUGCUUACUCCAGUCUGGCAUUCGCUGUAUUUUUCCUGGCCACUGCUGCCGCAUCCUGCGUCCUAUACAGGCAUUUGAGACUCUCCGCGGAUUUGAACAACAUGUCUUGGCGUAUCAGACCGGAAGAGCUCCUCCUGGAAGUCGGCAAACCGUUCUCCUCGAAGAUAAACCUUCAUCAAGCAAUGUCGGAUGUGAAUAAUUGUGGCUUGGAGCAAAGAAUGCGCAGAGGGUCGCAAGCGAGCUGUGGAUCUUCACCUCCCACUACGGUGUUUACAACAAUUGGGAUUUACAAAGGUGAGAGGGUCGCCAUUAAGAAGAUUACGAAGAAGAAGGUGGUGGACGUCACGAAGAAAUUAUUGUGGGAGAUCAAACAAGUCAGGGACAUCACUUCGGAGAACACCGUGAGAUUUAUUGGGGCAUGCCUUUGCACGCCGUCGCCGACAGUUCUCAUUCUCACGGAAUAUUGCCCCAAAGGAUCCCUAAAGGACGUGCUGGAAAACGAGGCGAUUAAAUUAGACUGGAAUUUCCGAAUGUCUUUAAUCCACGACAUAGUCAAGGGGAUGGCAUAUCUGCACGCGAGUGAAGUCUCGGCACACGGGAAAUUACGGUCGUGCAAUUGCUUAAUCGAUGGGCGGUUCGUCUUGAAAAUUUCGGAUUUCGGCCUGAAAACGCUCACCACACCUUCCGAGUUAGUCAUGGACGAGAAUUACUAUACAAAGUUACUGUGGAUAGCGCCAGAAUUACUGCCAUUGACAGUAACUCCAGGAAGUACUGCGACCCAGAAAGGAGACGUCUACAGUUUUGCGAUAAUCCUGGAGGAAAUCGUCGUGCGAGGUGGACCUUACGAGGUGGCACGGAUGUACAUGACUUCCCAGGAGGUCGUGAGCCGCGUCCUGGCCGGAGAGGCCCCAGUCUUCAGACCGGAAGUCGCCCAAAGAGAUUGCCCUACAGACAUUCUGUCUCUUAUGGAGAAAUGUUGGACCGAGGUGCCAGAAGACAGGCCGACCUUCCACACGAUUCGAGGCACGAUUCGAGGGAUCAUGAAAGGCUACUGCGAGAACUUGAUGGACGACUUGCUGAGACGAAUGGAACAGUACGCGAACAAUUUGGAAGCCCUGGUGGAGGAGAAAACGGAGCAACUGAGCCUGGAAAAGCGUCGCAGCGAGGAAUUGCUGUACCAAGUGCUCCCUAGGCAGGUGGCGGGUCAACUAAUGGCUGGAGAACUCGUCCAGCCUGAACAAUUUGAGUGCGUGACAAUUUACUUCAGUGAUAUCGUAGGUUUUACCGCGCUCUGCGCCCAAAGCACCCCGAUGGAGGUGGUGGACUUUUUAAACGAUCUCUACAGCACUUUCGACCGUAUCAUCGGGUUCUACGACGUAUACAAGGUCGAGACGAUCGGGGAUGCAUACAUGGUGGUAUCCGGUCUUCCUGAGCGAAACGGUGACGAGCACGCCCGGGAGAUCGGCCUGAUGGCGUUGGCGAUCCUGGAAGCGGUAAAGUCGUUCACGAUAAUGCACAAGCAGGAUGCCCAGUUGAGCAUCAGGAUCGGCGCCCACAGUGGUCCGGUCUGCGCGGGUGUCGUCGGCCAGAAGAUGCCUCAUUACUGUCUCUUCGGCGACACCGUCAACACGGCCUCCAGGAUGGAAUCCUCGGGACUGCCCCUGAAGAUCCACGUGUCGGAGGCGACGAAGAACAUCCUGGACAAGUACGGGAGCUUCGACUUGGAGCUGAGAGGCGAGGUGGAGCUGAAGGGGAAGGGCAAGGUGACGUCGUACUGGCUGACAGGAUGUUCGGAGCCGGACCCUAGGCCACCCACCCCGAAGCAUCGGAGGAGCAGCAACAGCCCUCCGGAGAACGGCACCCUGUUAAACCCUUUGAUCUUCCCUCCCAACAACGCGAACGGGCCCAAGCGGCGCCGGCAGGUUCGUGGUCGAGGUAGAGGCAGCGUGAGACUCUUUGAUAGUAAAUUUAUUUCAAUCUACGUGAUUACAAUAUCGGAUAUACUGGAUUCGUACCUGUGACACCCAGCAUACGGGUAGGUGACAAUUAAUAAG